AAAUUACAGUCACUCGGCAUGAGCUUCUAUUGUUUUCCCACAUAAAGUUGAAGGCGAGGUGUUCAGGCAAGCGAAAUCAACCUGGAAACUAACAAUCGCAAAACACAGUUCUCCUAAAGCUUGAUGGUCUACAAGCGGUUACUUGUAGCAUGAGCUGUCUUUAGAAUCAAUGCCUGGUAAAUAGCCUCCAAGUCGAGGACCUCGAAGGAGCAUGGAUGACGACAUCCUGGGUUUGGAGGAUGUCACAGCAUCGGAGGCGUUUAAAAUUAUCUAUGAGCUCUCAAAAGCCUCUAAAAUUGACGCGGACCGUAGCGAUGCAGCGAAGGCGCAAUUCACUUUGCUCCACUCCACGCUCCUUCAAGCGCUGCAGGCGGAGCGAGACCUUCUUGACCAAGCCAAGGCCCUAAAGCGGCAAAAGGAGGAACAAGAGGCGGCCAUCACGGGGGCGGGCGGCGUGCCAGGCGCUGACGACAUUGACCAGCUGCGUGAGGAUGUGGAGGCGGCACUGGGGGAGGCGGCGUUGGCGCAGGAGCGGCAGCAGCUGCUGCAACUGGAGGUGACAGAUUUGCAGCGGCAGCGCAAUGAUCUGGGGGCGCGCAUGGAGGAGCUGGCUGCGGAGCACGCGGCGGCGCUGCAGCCCGUCAUUGCGCAGGCGCGAGGCGAGGCGGCGGCGCUGGUGGACGAGCUAGAUGAGGAGCGGCGGCGGGUGGAGGCGGCGCACGGCGAGCUGGAGGACAUGAAGUCCAAGCUGGCGGCUGUGCAGGAGGAGAUUGAGGCGAUGGGUGAGACCAAGGCGGUGGAGCGAGCCAACCUGGUCAAAGUAGACCCACUGCCUGACAAGGCGCGGAGGCAGUCGGAGGCGGUGGCGGCCAUUCUCAAGAGCGUCCAGGGCCAGCUGGAAAGUAUGAACGCGCGCUACGGCGAGCACGACACUCAGUACAAGACGGCGGCGGAGCGGGAGCAGCAGCUGACGGAGGAGCACACCAAGAUGCUCACAGCGCUGGAGCGGGGGCGGGUGCAGGUUGAGUCCAAGGCGCGGCAUGCGGACGACGUCCGCAAGGACGUGGAGCUGGCGUCCAUUGAGGCCGACAAGAUCCUGGCGGACCAGGUGGAGCUGGACCUGCGGGUCAAGAACCUGGCACUGGAGCUCAAGGCGGAGAGCGACCACCUGAACCGGCGGCAGCGCGAGAAGGAGCUGAUGCUGCGGCAGUACCGCGUGGCGGACCAGCAGCUCAAGGACGCGCGUGACAUGCUGCCCAACCUCAAGUUCCAGGUGGAGCAGAUGCACCGCGACGUCAACACGCUGGAGGCGCGGCGGCGGGCGCAGUCGCGUGAGCUGUCAGACGUGAAGCGCGAGCUGGACAUCCAGAUGGCGGCGUUCCUGCACGAGGAGGCGGACGGCAAGGAAAAGGUGGCUCUGUUCCAGCUUACCUACAAAGAAGUGGCGGCGCUGGAGGCGGAGCUGGCGGCCCUCAAGCGUGAGGAGGCGGAGCGCGACACCAUACUGCGAGACCUAGGCAGCCAGAGGGACAGGGUGGCGCUGGCCAUUGCUCAGAAGCUGAGCAAGGUGAAGGACGUGCAGAUGACCAGCCGCAUCAAGGAGGUGGAGCUGGCGGAGCUCAAGAAAAUCCGCAAGGAGGUGGGCCGCCGCAUCCGCGACUUUGAGAAGCUGUACGACCUGGUCAAGAACCAGCGCAACAAGUUCGUCAAUCUCAUCCAGGCCGCCAGCCAGAGCACCACGGAGAUGAAGGACAAACUCAAGGUGCUUCAGAACGAGCUGGACAUCCUGCAGAACGAGGUGGGCAUCAAGGACAAGCUGCUGCAGCAGCAGCACACACAGCACGCUGCCAACAUCGCGGAGCGAGACCAGCUGCGGGUGGAGCUGGGCAGGCUUGGCAUGGUGUUCCGCGACAAGCAGGCGGUGGUGGACGAGCAGAUCGCCGAGGUGGACAAGCUCAACGCCAUCAUCAACGGCUGCGAGAAGGAGAUGUUGCGCCUCAAGAAGCAGUACGAGCUGGUCAUCGAGGCGCGCAACUACACCGGCAUCAUGCUGAUUGACCGCAACGAUGAGCUGUGUGUGCUGUACGAGAAGGCCAACAUCCUGGACGAGGUCAUCAAGAGCGGCCAGCUGGAGCUCAUGCGGCGAGAGGACGAGGCGCGGCUGCUGCGGCUGGAGGUGGGCGAGCUUGAGCGCUCCAUCGGUGUGACUCGGCGCCUGGUGCCCAGUGUGCCGCUGCUGGACAACGACGUUGCGGCUCUGCAGAAGGCGUUGUUCGAGGCGCGGCGCGAGGCGGAGGCGCUCAGCCUGGCGCUAGAGAACCCCUCCAACCAGGGCCGCUGGCGGCUGCUGGAGGGCAAGAUCCCGGACCGCGAGGAGCUCAGCGCCAAGAUCCAGGCUCUGGAGGAGCGGCUGAACGACAAGAAGGAGCAGCUGCUGGAGAAGGAGCUCAUCCUGGAGGAGAUCACCAGCCUGUCAGACAAGCUGCGCGUGCAGGCGGCGGAGGGCCGCGCCGACACGCUGGAACUGGCGCAGCGCGUGAACGAGUACCAGUCCAAGCUGAGGGCCGUGACGCGCAAGAUCAUGGCCACCGUGUCCGAGCUGUCCAUGUACCAGGCGAGUGCGCUGAAGCUGGGUGCGGAGAAGGAGGAGUUGGAGGGGGCGGUGUCGCUGGCGUCACAGCGGCUGGAGGCUGGGGAGCCGCCCACAGACGACGCGGAGCGCGAGUGGUACAGGCUGGAGCGCGAGCGGCACACAGUGGAUGCGAUGGCGGAGGAGCGUCGCGCGGUGGCGGCGGCGCUGGAUGCGCGUGUGGCGGAGGUACAGUCCACCGCCGAGCCGCGCCCCAAUGCCUACAUCCCUGAGCAGCUGGGCAUCCCCAAGCCCUACGGCUCCUUCGCUCCCUUCAAGCCGCAGGAGGCGGGCUCCACCAUGCGCCACAUCCGCAAGCCCUCGCCAAAGGAAGUGGUCAUAUAAAGAACCGCAUCUGGUUUACAGCAUGUAGCCGCUUCGAGGGAAAAGUGUAAGAGUGCGAUGUUUUGCGGUGAACCUGUGUUACGUUAACAGCCCUGAACUCGGCCGCGUGCCCCCAGUUGCCGUAACAUGCCAGGAAGAGGUUGCGAGUUGGGGAGCACGGAGGUAGCGCGGUGUUUGACUCUGUACGCGCGCGGGUGCACAGUCUUAGGCUUCACUUAACAUGGGACAUGAGCGCAAGUCUUUGGAUGGCAUUGUGGCGACGUGCCCACGUCGUGCAAUGCGAGCAAUUCGGGCACUCGUGUACUGCGGGCAUGGACAGAGGUGCAGCUCCAGGCACGGAUACGGCAGCUUGCGCUUUAUUUGGUGCGUGUCCUGGUGCAUACUUUUGCGUGUGUUGAGGGCACUGGGACGUGCCCGCAAGUACAAGUAUGCACGACAUCGCGCUCGGGCCAAUGCAUGGUGCAAUGCACGUACAGGUGUGGCGUGAUAUUAUGAAACAGUGAUAUCGUGAGACCAACGCUUCUCGCCGGGAUUGGGCAAGCAAAGGGUUGCUCGUAGGAGGCCCGCUACUUAUUGGUAGCUCCGGGUUUGGCGCAUGCCGCCCGAGCUGGUUGGCCGGUUGGUUGUGAUUUUGGAUCCAGAACAUGUGCAGCGUCGGCACUCCAUCUUACGUCUAUGAGGCCAAAAUAUGUCGACGACAAGCGGCUCGACGCGAGAAUGUAUGGAAUGUCGUGACUGAGUUGGCGGCGUGGCAUGGCGGGCGACGGCACGGGGGAUGCAGGGUACUGCGGUGCCUCGGCACUAGCGUGCCAAGAACGCAAGCGAACUUGUCAUGUCGCCAGUUCACAUCCCUUGCUCAGUUGCUCUAUCCGGGGCUCAGCCCACUUUCCAGCUGUUACAAAGCGGACGCCCUUUGUCAACGACGUGUUUUGGGGGUUCAAAGAAGUGCCAUGUUUUGGACGGUGUGCAAUGUUUUGGACGGUGGCCUGGUCACCAGUGCCUCCCGGUUGGCCUAGGGAAAGCAUUUCCCGCGGGCGGGGUGGUUUGGGGGGCCUGCAGCGCGCCUUCUGAGUUCUGAAGGUUGUACAGGAUGGAUUAGCUACAAGAUGGCAGGGGUCGCGGUCGCUGCUUCUUUGUUGCAGAGGCUGGGGCGGGGUCGCGCAAGAUGGGGCAGAGGGAUGCAGGCGCUCUGGAUUUCGCGACGACCCCGGGCACAGGAUUUCGCCCGGCGAAAUCCCACUGUCUUC
This is a messenger RNA of Chlamydomonas reinhardtii, 4221 nucleotides long. RefSeq lists its product as uncharacterized. The transcript has 15 exons. The record is from RefSeq and is a predicted model, not a curated record. Gene Ontology annotation, cellular component: cytoskeleton. The coding region runs from base 212 to 2974 and encodes 920 amino acids. Lineage: Eukaryota; Viridiplantae; Chlorophyta; Chlorophyceae; Chlamydomonadales; Chlamydomonadaceae.